GUCCCGACCCAUACAAAAAGCCAUCAUUCCUUCAAAGUCCCGGCCCCUCAUCAAGGGAUCAUCAGCCAAGCAAAUCAGAGAAUUCAGAAAUGCAUAUUUCCUCCGUCGCCAUCCUCGCUCUCCUCGCCUCUGGGGUUGCAGCUCAACACAACGUCCGAAUCCAAGGGACAAACGUGAAUGCUCGCGAGUGUCCUCAUACGGGUUGCAAGUCCCUCACCAAACUUUCCAACAAGACCGUAUAUGGCGUUUGUCAGACUAGAGGUGAACUGGUGAAGAAUUCCAAUGGUUAUGAAAACGAUUGGUGGAGCAAGGUCGUUAUCGGCGCUUCCAAGACCGCUUGGGUGAGCAACUUGUACAUCCAAGGAGGAAGGAAGAUCGCCGGCAUCCCCGACUGUUCUCCUUGCAAGCAAGAGUCGUGCUGAGUGAAUAAAGGAGGAAUAUUGGGGGAAUUCUGAAGCAUGGGAAACUUAGGAGACGAUAUUCAUGUCUCUUAGAAGGCAGAUGGCUGUGGCUGAGGUAGAUGCGCCAAUGGAAGGAAAUAUCGAGAUGGUCUUAUGAGAACAAUCGGCGGAGCGUC
This is a messenger RNA of Fimicolochytrium jonesii, 577 nucleotides long. RefSeq lists its product as uncharacterized. Lineage: Eukaryota; Fungi; Chytridiomycota; Chytridiomycetes; Spizellomycetales; Powellomycetaceae. The coding region runs from base 90 to 422 and encodes 110 amino acids. The record is from RefSeq and is a predicted model, not a curated record. The transcript has 2 exons.